Molecule: messenger RNA, 2135 nt
Organism: Chilo suppressalis (striped riceborer)
Lineage: Eukaryota; Metazoa; Arthropoda; Insecta; Lepidoptera; Crambidae
Source: the annotation of a GenBank genome assembly
AUGUAAUGUUAACAUUGCCAAAUGUUAAUCAAAUGUCAGAUUUAAUGUGGCUUUCGUAGAGAUUUUGUAAGAUUUACUUUACUUUUAAUAUGAGUAGGAGAAAUAUAUUUGUGAGAUCAGUAGGCAGUGCCGCAAGGAAGUUUAGGGCGAUACAAGAGGUUUGGAUUCUGCCAUGGUGGGGCAGUGGAGGGCUGACUACUGUUCCAUUGUGGACUGUGGACACCGUGGUUUUGAUAGUGAAAUUGUGUUCCACUUGUGUUAUGGCCAUAUUCAAAGUGUUAAUUCCUCCAGCUAUGAAAAGCCUUCAUGGAGAAACAGUGUUGAUCACGGGUGCCGGCAAUGGUUUGGGUCGGGAGCUGGCGCUGCAGUUCGCAGAGCUGGGCGCCACCGUCAUUUGCUGGGACAGCGACGCGCGGCGCAACAACUCCGUCAUCGACGAGAUACGGAGCAAGGACGGUGAUUGCUUUGGCUACACGGUGGACAUAACUGCGCGGGAGCAGGUGGCAUCGCUAGCGGCGCGCAUGCGUAGACAGCUGACCGACGUGUCGAUGGUAAUCAGCAACGCGGGCGCAUUAACCUGCGCCCCUUUCAACCACUUGCGGCCUGACGCCAUCGCCAGGAUCAUCGAAGUCAACUUGCUAGCGCAUUUCUGGUUAAUUCAAGCAUUCCUGCCGAGUAUGAUAGAAAGGCGCCAGGGACACAUCAUUGCCAUCAACUCUAGUGCAGGACUCAUGCCCUGUCCUGAGAUGAUUCCUUAUUGUGCUGCAAAAUUUGGUUUAAAAGGUUUGAUGGACUCAAUAACCGAGGAGCUCAGGCUGGACACGUGGACCAAGAACAUCCACACCACAUCUGUCUACCUGGCUACGGUAUCCACCGGCCUGUACCCCCCUCCUAGCCAUCGGUUCACUGCCUGGUACUCCGAAAUCACAGCAAAGGAAGCGGCCAGAAUUAUAAUCGAAGGCGUCCGCAAGAAUCACAAGAACAUUAGCAUACCGUCCUUCAUGAAAAUGCUGAUUGCAAUCAACAACCUUAUGCCGUACCGCAUAUGGAUUAUUUUCUACGACUUCUUCAAUUUCGGCCACAGAGGUUGGUUUUAUUUUUGCUAAGGAUAAAACUGGUGGUUACCUGAAGCGAAACUGGUGCUGAAGAUGUGUUCUUAUCAACGAUAAUCAAUACCUUAGAUACACCACGUGCGCUCAAUAUGUGUCCCUAUGAAGAAGUGCUUGAACACCACUCAAGCACUUCUUGGUUCACAGUCAUGCUUUUUUUUUGAGUGUGUAUGCUGUUGGUCGCAGAUGACUUUACAGCGUCACCGGGUUUGGGGAACCACAGUCACGCGCGGACCGUUGAGAAGUCAAGUUGCCGCAAAGCUCCGUGAAAAUCUUUUGAGAUUUAAUAUCGCUGCUUCUUAUUUGAUUAAUUUAACGUUAGGGUGAUCUCUUAAUAUGAUUAAUAUUAAUUUAUAGGAGUAUUUUUAUUAUACAGGGUUAAUUUUAAUAUACCAAAAACCUCGCAGAUUACUACAUAACACCAUUUGUUCUAUGAGUUUAACAUACUACGUAGGUAAUCGAUCAAUAAAAAAAAUAAGCUGUCGUGACAUUUAUACGUAUAUGCUUCCUUCACAACCAAAAGGGCAUCGCUCGCGCGCUUCCAAUUAUUAAUAUUAAUAUUGUAUUUCUUUACCAGAUACUUUAAUUGCUCACGUAGCUUGUAUGCACUUGGUACACUGAAUCCACAAUCACAUCAUUAUUUACUAACUACAUUAAACAAAUUCCACGUGUCUGUAUUGGUUUGUAGAGUUAAUAAAUAACAUUCGGGCGGUAAAUUAACUCAAUAUUUAUUUAUUUUAUGAAAAUAAAAUGUAACGAAUUUUCAAAACUCGUAGAACAAAUGUUUUCGUGUAUCUAGUACUGCGAGGGUACCGGUAUUUUAAAAUUAACCCAGUAUUUUAUCAUAAUUGGUGAUAUUACAAAUGAAAAAAUGAAUAUCAGGCUUCUAAUUACAAAAUUCAUAUAUAAUAAAUGGUGUCGAAUUUUUUUACUAAUAUAGAGAAGUGAGAAUUGAGAAUAGUUUACAUUUGUUUGUAAAACUUUAAGUAUUUAAUAAAUGCAUAUUAAUAAAAUGUAUUUUCUUUU